AUGGCCGCUCUCCCUUCUUUUAUUGAACUCAUGGCUUCUCUAGGCAUAGAUGAUGCUAAGCCAGCAACCCCGAGUAUAGUCAAAACUCGAGAUCGUUCUUCUUCAUGUUCUUCGUCUUCUUCAUUGGGCAGCUCUGCUGACGGUUGGAGCCCCAUCCGUUGUGCCCGCGACAUUGACUUGGAUAGGCGUUCUCGUCGAGUCAGAGCAGUAAGAUAUUCACCAUACAUUUCAGCUACUUCUACUGCCAGACAAAGCAGUGUCGUAUCGUUGACACAUAGCCAGAGUGAUCCAGAAGACUCUAGUAGGUCUUCAUCACCAAAUCCCCCUUCAUCUCCUCGGCACACACGACGGCCUUCACCGCUUCAUUUCUCCAAUAGAGAAAGGUCAUCCAUCACACCUAUUUCCUCAUACGUUCGCCGCAAGACACCACAGAACUCGCCUGUCGUCCUUACUUUUGCUCAACGGGAAUACGUUGAGAGACCCGAAAUUAUCAUUCCACCAUCAUUGAUGCCCAUGUCAUUGCCCACUAUCCCAUCAGUCUCUCACUAG
Molecule: messenger RNA, 549 nt
Organism: Suillus bovinus
Lineage: Eukaryota; Fungi; Basidiomycota; Agaricomycetes; Boletales; Suillaceae
Exons: 3
Coding region: 1-549 (182 amino acids)
Source: RefSeq, a predicted model, not a curated record